AUGGUAUCCUUAGCUCCUAUGGAUUCUCAUACGAAAACGACAAUUUUUCAAGCAGGGUUAGCUGGCGGUUUAGCCGGAGCGUUCACACGGGCCGUCUCACAACCCCUUGACGUUCUAAAAAUAAGAUUUCAACUCCAAAUCGAACCUAUAGGCAAAGGCUCUAAGUAUAGUUCAAUGGCGCAAGCAACUGCUGCCAUGAUUAGGGAGGAAGGUAUUGCUACGUUAUGGAGUGGGCACAUGCCAGCGCAGUUUUUGUCUAUUACGUACGGUGUUAUACAGUUUUCUGUGUUUGAAGAGUUAACUAAUUUAUGCCGAUCAUGUGACAAACUUUAUUUGAACCACAAGAAUUGGUUAAAUUUUGCCAACGGUUCUAUAGCUGCUACGGUCGCAACUGUCGCGUCGUAUCCGUUUGAUACUAUACGAACUAGGUUGAUUGCUGAGCAGAAGACUAAAAAGGCGUACAAGGGCUCAACACACGCAUUCACUGCUAUGGUGAAGACAGAAGGAAUACCAGCUCUGUUUAAAGGUCUAAAUCCUACGCUUGGACAAAUUGCACCACAUGCAGGGAUGCAGUUUGCAGUGUAUAAGAUUUUUAAAGAUAGCGUUUUUACAAAUAUACCAUAUUUCAAUAGAAAAACUACAGACAAGCAUAAAGUGACAACAUUAACUGCCAAUCUUUUAUCAGGCUCUAUUUCAGGAUGUGUUGCAAAGACAGCAAUAUAUCCAUUUGAUUUAGUGAAGAAAAGGUUGCAAAUUCAAGGCUUCCAACAUCACAGAAAGUUUUUUGGUAAACAGAUGUAUUGUAAUGGCUUAAUUCAUUGUGUGCGGUUGACUAUUGCAGAGGAAGGUUUUCUAGCACUCUAUAAAGGCUAUUUACCUAGUAUGUUGAAAGCUAUGUUAGUUACAGCAUUACACUUUGCAGCUUAUGAUGAAAUAAAGUUACAAUUUAAGAAAUCUGAGAGCUGA
Messenger RNA from Arctia plantaginis, 966 nucleotides. NCBI's taxonomy places the organism in Eukaryota, Metazoa, Arthropoda, Insecta, Lepidoptera, Erebidae. The record is from the annotation of a GenBank genome assembly.